Messenger RNA from Psammomys obesus (fat sand rat), 867 nucleotides. RefSeq names its product cuticle collagen 19-like. The transcript is spliced from 4 exons. NCBI's taxonomy places the organism in Eukaryota, Metazoa, Chordata, Mammalia, Rodentia, Muridae. The record is from RefSeq and is a predicted model, not a curated record. The coding region runs from base 1 to 867 and encodes 288 amino acids.
AUGUGUGCCAAGGUGCUUUGUAAAGUGUUACCUAAGGAGCUGUUACUUAACCGUUGGACAAGUGUGCCGGUUAGGAGGUACCUUCAGCCGUCUUCGAUGAAAGCGCUGGUAAAAUGGGCCAAGUUACAAAGAACAAAUUUCUCCACCCUGUUGGAAAAUGAAGCUGGGACAACCCUGAGUGAACUUGAGGACGUUAAAGAUGUGUCUGUCCAGGCAAGAGACAGAGUUUGCAGCGCGGCACCCCAGGGCAUCAAAGGCUCUCCGGGACGCUAUGGCACCGGGCGGGCAAAGCACCGGGUGGAACACAGAGCCAACGGGUCGGUCCUGCCCGGCAAGUUUCUGCUUGGGGACGCCUGCGAGGCUCCGCCACGCCGCGGCGGCGUGUCAGGCUGGGCCGAGUCUAAAGUAGCCGGCCGAGCUCCGUCUAACAUCCCGCGCCGCCGAGGGCUUCCCGUCGCCCGGGCUCGCCUCCGCGGUCUCCCGGCCCCAGGCUCGCCCCGGGUCCCAGGCCCCGCGCGCACCUUUCCGAGCCCCGCCCCCCCCCCCCCCAACCUGCGCGGGGGCCCGGGGCGGGACCCUGGCGGUGACGUCAUCGCCCGGGGCGGGGCCUCGGGCACCGCAGUGCAGCGCGGAGGGGCGGGCGGGGCGGGGCCUGCGGCGCGUGACGGCGCUGCGGGAGCCGGGCGGCGGGAAGGUGGGGUGGGCGGGCGGACCGGGCGGCGCGGUCGCGAGGCGCGAGGGAGGGCCGGGCCGCUCGUCCGCCCUCUGGGGGCCGGUGCGUGCAGCCGCGCACCUGGCAACGGCGCCGCGUCCCCGCCCGCGCCGCCCCGCACCCCCCGCCGGCGGCCUCGAGCGCUCGCUCGUUGA